AUGUUCGCGUUCAAGGCUAGACAGACAGUAUUCUGCGGGGCUGUAUCGGCAGCUGCCUUUUUCGUGCCUUCUUCUGUCAUUCACAAUGAAUCCAAGAGAGCAUUCUACCAAGAUCUUGAAGAUGACUUGACGGUGACAAACGGUGCUGCUAGUAACAACAAGUCGCUUCUAGAUGAACAACUUUAUACCCCAGCUAAGCACGACAACUUGGAAGUCACUUAUACCGAUGGCAUGACCAUUGCCUCUUCUAAGUUCCUCGAACAGAAGCUCAAUGUCUUGAGAAAUUGGACCAUUGGCCAUUUGGACUAUUACUUCUACGAAUAUGAAACUGCUAAAUCAUCCAUGAACAACGAAUUGGAUGCCCUCAAGACCAAAUAUCACUCUAUUGUGGCUGAACCAGUGUUGCCUAACUUGAUCUAUAUCUUGACUGGGGCCCUCAGCGGUUCAGUGAUGGUUAAUAAGAAAGCGUUACCAAUAAGAUUUAUCACUCCAUUGAUAUUUGGUUCCGCUUGUUAUGGAUACUUCAUGCCAAAGAGUUUUGACAACACCAGAGCUAAUGUGUGGAAUUACGAAAAGGAAAACUUCCCACAUUUUGCCAAGGGUCACAUUGAAUUUUUGAUCAAGAUGGAAAAAAACAAGAAAUGUAUGGAAAAGAAAUUGGAGAAAACUAACCAGUGCUUAAUCAAGAAAGUACACUGCACUAGAACAGCUGUGAAGAAAUUCUUGGAUUUUUAA
Saccharomycopsis crataegensis is the source of this 735-nucleotide messenger RNA. RefSeq names its product MICOS complex subunit MIC26/MIC27. The record is from RefSeq and is a predicted model, not a curated record. Bases 1 to 735 code for a protein of 244 amino acids. NCBI's taxonomy places the organism in Eukaryota, Fungi, Ascomycota, Saccharomycetes, Ascoideales, Saccharomycopsidaceae. Gene Ontology annotation, biological process: cristae formation. Gene Ontology annotation, cellular component: mitochondrial crista junction; MICOS complex. The transcript has a single exon.